ACUUCUUGAAAAGAUCAAUGCAAAACCACGGCAAGAGAAGAAAGUUCACUCUGCAUCAUCUUUUUCUUCUUCUUCACUCUCCUUAAAUAACCAUGCAAAAGCCUUUUUCUUGUUUCAAACAAACCAAGAGCAUUUUACCGAGUUCACAGCGUAAAUUAUAGCAUAAGAGUGUUGUUGCAUUAUGUGGAGGCACAUCAAUGGAAGAAUAUCCAGAAGAUUUUUAUCCACCAGUGCCCGUGGUUGGUGGAACCAUGUAAGACCAGCCCCAAAGGACCCUAUUGUCACUGUCAACGAGGCUUUUCAAUCAGACCCUUCUCCCCACAAGAUCAAUCUUGGAAUGGGAACUUACAGGGGUGAUGAUGGCAAACCUUUCAUUCCUCAAUCUGUCCGCGAUGCAGAAAUAAAGAUUCAGAGAUGCAAAUCGGAGGAGUCAAACUGUUCCGCAGUCAGAACAAAAUUUGUCGAGGAGUGUGUAAAAUUGGCAUAUGGGAAUGAUUCAUAUGUUGUAAAAGAAGGAUUGUUUGCAGGAGUUCCAACUCUGUCUGGAACUGCAGCAUGUAGGCUUUUUGCUGAAUUUCAAAGACAUUUUUGUCCUGAAUCUCAAAUGUAUCUACCAGACCCUACCUGGUCAAAUCACCACAAUAUAUGGAGACAAGCUGAAAUUCCUGUCAAAACUUUUCACUACUACCAUCCAGACACAAAGGGUUUAAAUUUUUCUGCACUCCUCAGUGAUGUCAAGAAUGCACCAGAUUGUUCUUUCUUCUUGCUUCAUCCUUGUGCCCACAAUCCAACUGGUGUUGACCCUACCGAGGAACAAUGGAGAGAAAUAUCAUACCAGUUUAAGGUAAAAAAUCAUUUCCCCUUCUUUGACAUGGCUUAUCAAGGAUUUUCUAGUGGGGAUCUUGACAAGGAUGCUGUAGCACUUCGAAUUUUCCUUGAAGAUGGGCAUUUAAUAGGAUGUUCUCAAUCAUUUUCAAAGAACAUGGGAUUAUCCGAACAUAAAGUUGGUUGUCUUAGUGUUUUGUGCCAGAGUACAAAGCAAGUAGCUGCACUUAAAAGUCAACUGCAGUUGAUGUCCCAUGCAAUGUAUAGCAGCAUUCCUUUUCAUGGUAUUUCACUAGUUGCUAAGAUAUUAAGCGACCCUGAUGUAGAAGCACUUUGGAGGGAAGAAAUAAAGGUCAUGGCUAAUCGGAUUGAAACAAUGCGAACUACCCUUCGGCAAUAUCUUGAGAAAUUGGAAUCAUCUUUCAACUGGGAGCAUAUAACUUCUCAGGUUGGCAUGUUCUGUUUUUCUGGAUUAACCCCUGAUCAGGUUAAACAGCUGGAGAAACUGUUCCAUAUAUACAUGACUCCUGAUGGAAGAAUAAGUAUGGCAGGUGUGACCACGAGCAAUGUGGCUUAUUUGGCAAAUGCAAUACACCAGGUGACCAGAAUCCAUGAAGAAGCACUAAGCUCAUCUUACGUUUAGAACUAACAGUUCAUCUCUACCUCAUUCUAAUCCUAGGAUAUACACAGACUGCUUAUACUUCUGUAAUUCUCUACAUACCUGGCAUACGCAACAUGCCGAUUUGGUGAAAUACUCAAUUCAACAUUUUUGCACUAUGCGUUGAUUAUUGUAAAAAUGUAAUUUGUAAAAACAGCCACAGAGUGAUGAAUAAAACAGCACAUAUGCCUUGAAGAAAAA
Molecule: messenger RNA, 1684 nt
Organism: Vigna radiata var. radiata (mung bean)
Lineage: Eukaryota; Viridiplantae; Streptophyta; Magnoliopsida; Fabales; Fabaceae
Product: aspartate aminotransferase, mitochondrial
Exons: 10
Coding region: 182-1468 (428 amino acids)
Biological process (GO): amino acid metabolic process; biosynthetic process
Cellular component (GO): mitochondrion
Molecular function (GO): L-aspartate:2-oxoglutarate transaminase activity; pyridoxal phosphate binding
Source: RefSeq, a predicted model, not a curated record